AUGAGGUCCGCAUUCUUCGCCACGGCCCUCACGGCUCUCGCCUCCAACGCGCUCGCCGCGCCGGCCAAGGCGGAGCCCUUCCUCAAGCAGGUCAACAACCAGACGUGGAUCAUCGGCAAUGACGUCUGGAACAUGACGCAGGGCCUCAAGUACGGCGUGAAGCUGUACUACAAGGACCGCGAUCUGGUCGGAAACGCCGUCGGUCACUACGUGAGCUACAACGGCGCAGCAAACGACAUCGCCUGGUCGUCCGCCAGCAUAGCCCACAAGGGCACGCACGACGGCACUCCCUUCAUCGACGUCAAGUUCACCGCAAACGACGGCGACUUCCACUGGGUCAUCUUCCAGGGCCUCGCCGGCGCCUACCAGUACUUCGUCAACCGCGACCUGCCCACACUCGGCGAGUUCCGCACCCUCUGGCGCCUCGACAACACCACCUUCCCCAAAGGCAAGACGGACCUCCACGACAAGGAGCUCCCGACUCUCAGCGACUACCUCCCCGAGAACAAGGUCCAGGACGAGACCUGGCUCGCGCCCGACGGCAAGUCGUACAUCACAAAGUACGACUUCUCCGACUUCAUCCGCACCCAGAAGUACUACGGCGUCUACGGCGACGAGGUCGGCAGCUGGUACAUCAACGCCGGCAAGGACUACUACAACGGCAACCACCUCAAGCAGGAGCUCAUGGUCCACCGCGAGAGCGCCACCGGCGACGCCGUCCAGCUCAACAUGAUCCACGGCACCCACUUCCAGGUCUCCGCCGUCGACGUCUUCCCCGUCGGCAAGAUGUGGGGUCCCUGGCUGUGGUACCUCAACGACGGCUCCCGGUCCGAUGCCGAGGUCCGCGCCGCCUCCGAGUUCGCCGCCUGGCCCUACCCCUGGCUCGACGACGCCGCCUACCACGCCCGCGGCACCAUCAAGGGCAAGCUCCUCCUCUCCGACGGCCGCCCCGCCGCCGGCGCCGCCGUCUUCCUCGGCGACAACCACCCCAACAAGACGGCCAUCGACAUGGGCUCCGACUACUACUACACGGCCUACGCCGACGCCUCGGGCGCCUUCGAGAUCCCGCACGUCCGCGUCGCCGAGGCGGGCUACGCCCUGCAGGCGUGGUCCGCCGGCGGCGAGCUCAAGGACGUGACGACGCACAUCAUCUUCAACGACGUCAACGUCACCGACAAGAAGACGACGGACCUGGGGACCCUGAACUGGGCCGUCUCGAAGCGCAAGCGCCUCUUCCAGGUCGGCGACUUCGACCGCACGUCGCUGGGCUUCACUCACGGCGGCGACCCCUUCUUCGGCCACGCCAUCAUCGCCUCGUGCCCCGCCAACAUCGACUUCGUCGUCGGCGAGUCCGACGAGAGCGAGUGGUGCUACGGCCAGACGCACCAGGGCAACUACACCAUCCGCUUCGCCGUCGACGCCGUGCCCGACCCGGCGCCCGAGACGGCGAAUCUGAUCGUCUCGCUGGGCGGGUACUCGACCGGCGCGAGCAGCGUGGUGUUGGCCAACGGCCAGCAGGUCGGGAACCUGACCAGCGGCGCCGUCGGCGUGGACUCGACCUCGGGCCUGCUGAACGACCCGUCGGUCUACCGCAGCGCGACGAUGGGCGGCGAGUGGCGGUACUUUGAGUUCCCGGUUCCGGGCGCGUUGCUGAAGAAGGGUGAUAACGAGGUGACGUUCCAGCUGACGAGGAACACGACGUGGAGGGGCUUCAUCUGGGACAGCAUUGUUCUGGAGUGGUGA
This is a messenger RNA of Colletotrichum karsti, 1743 nucleotides long. RefSeq names its product rhamnogalacturonate lyase. Gene Ontology annotation, molecular function: carbohydrate binding; catalytic activity. Bases 1 to 1743 code for a protein of 580 amino acids. Gene Ontology annotation, biological process: carbohydrate metabolic process. The record is from RefSeq and is a predicted model, not a curated record. The transcript has 2 exons. Lineage: Eukaryota; Fungi; Ascomycota; Sordariomycetes; Glomerellales; Glomerellaceae.